This is a messenger RNA of Sorex araneus (European shrew), 474 nucleotides long. RefSeq names its product sterol carrier protein 2-like. Gene Ontology annotation, cellular component: cytosol. The record is from RefSeq and is a predicted model, not a curated record. NCBI's taxonomy places the organism in Eukaryota, Metazoa, Chordata, Mammalia, Eulipotyphla, Soricidae. The coding region runs from base 40 to 474 and encodes 144 amino acids. The transcript has a single exon.
CUGGGCAUCGGCGACGCCGCGGUGGUCCCGGCCUACAGGAUGGGCUUUCCCGAGGCGGCCCGUUCUUUCGGAGCUCAUGACAUUGAGGCUGCUCCGACCAGCUCUGCAGGUGACGGAUUUAAGUCCCAACUCUUCUUUAAGGAGGUCGAGAAGAAGCUUGAAGAGGAAGGGGAGCGGUUUGUGAAGAGGAUCGGUGGUACUUUUGCCUUCAUUGUGAAGGAUGGCCCCGGGGGAAAGGAAGCCACGUGGGUGGUAGACUUGAAGAACGGCAAAGGCUCGGUGCUCCCGAACUCCCAUCAGAUGGUCGACUGCACGAUGACGAUAGUGGACUCGGACUUAAGGGCCCUGAUGACUGGGGAAAUGAACCCUCUGGUAGCCUUAUUUCAAGGCAAACUGAGAAUCACAGGCAACGUGGGCUUGGCGGUCAAGUUGCAGAACCUUCUUCAGCAGGAGCUGGGGAAUGCCAGGCUGUGA